Cannabis sativa is the source of this 654-nucleotide messenger RNA. RefSeq lists its product as uncharacterized. The transcript has 2 exons. NCBI's taxonomy places the organism in Eukaryota, Viridiplantae, Streptophyta, Magnoliopsida, Rosales, Cannabaceae. The coding region runs from base 1 to 603 and encodes 200 amino acids. The record is from RefSeq and is a predicted model, not a curated record. Gene Ontology annotation, molecular function: peptidyl-tRNA hydrolase activity.
AUGGGUAUACAAAGCACAACAUGGGUCUCCUUCUGCCUUUCAGUUUCAGCAGCAGCGUUUCGCUGCCCUUGCAGUAUCUCCCAAUCACUAUUGAUAAAGCACAACUCCAACCCACCUACUUGGGCCUUGAAUCGUUCACUGAGUCGACUCAACCCUAGCUCGAUGAGUCAACCUCUCUCGGCUUCGGCUUCGGCUUCGGACUCCACUCCCCUCGCUUCCCCAGAAGACGUCGAUAAAACCCAAAGCUUCGACGUACUGGUUCAGUAUGUGGUGCUCCGUCGAGAUCUGAUUGACACGUGGCCGCUCGGUAGCGUUGUGACACAAGGUUGCCAUGCCUCCGUAUCCGCCAUUUGGUCCAACAAAGAAGAUCCUCAUACACUUGAGUACUGUAACCCGGAUAACAUCGAUUCCAUGCAUAAGGUUACACUUGAGGUGAAGGGAGAAACCCAAAUUUUGAACUUGUCUGAAAAACUCACAGCUGGUGGUAUAGCACACAAGUUGUGGAUUGAACAACCUGAGAAUUUCCCAACCUGUCUUGCUACGAAACCAUAUCCCAAGUCCGUUGUAUCAUCAUAUUUUAAGAGGCUAAAACUUUGCAAGUGAUGUACUUUUUGUCUUGGUAUUAUUAUUGAAAUAAAUUUGUUUUUUUUCAUA